AAGUGCAAGGCUCUGGAUGGAUAGUCUGGACCCUGAAACACUAUAUGUGUCUCCAGAUCAGACUGGACAAAGCCCCGACCCCCUUCCUACUGUGGAGGUUCCCAGCUUGGCCUUGGGGGUGGGAAAAAGAUGAAUGGGUCUCUGGAUCACCCGGACCAACCAGAUGUGGACGCCAUCAAGAUGUUUGUGGGCCAGAUCCCACGGUCCUGGUCUGAGGAUCAGCUUCGGCUGUUUGAACCUUUUGGAGCCGUCUAUGAGAUUAAUGUUCUCCGAGAUCGAAGUCAGAAUCCACCACAGAGCAAAGGCUGUUGUUUUAUAACUUAUUACACUCGCAAAUCAGCCUUGGAGGCACAGAACGCUCUGCACAACAUGAAGAUUCUGCCAGGGAUGCACCAUCCGAUCCAGAUGAAACCUGCUGACAGUGAAAAAAAUACAGCAGUUGAAGACAGAAAGCUGUUCAUUGGAAUGAUCUCCAAGAAGUGUAACGAGAACGACAUUCGCCUGAUGUUUUCACCGUAUGGACAGAUAGAGGAGUGUCGGAUACUCAGAGGCCCCGACGGACUCAGUCGUGGAUGUGCGUUUGUGACGUUCACUGCUCGACAGAUGGCCCAGUCAGCGAUCAAGUCUAUGCACCAGUCCCAGACCAUGGAGGGCUGUUCUUCACCCAUUGUGGUGAAAUUUGCAGACACUCAGAAAGACAAGGAGCAGAAACGCAUGGCUCAACAGUUACAACAGCAGAUGCAGCAGCUCAGCGCUGCGUCUAUGUGGGGAAACCUGACGGGGUUCAACAGUCUGGGGCCACAGUAUUUAGCACUUUACUUACAGUUGCUGCAGCAGUCAGCCUCCACAGGAAAUGCACUCAACAACCUGCACCCCAUAUCAGGUCUUAAUGCCAUGCAGAAUCUGGCCGCUUUAGCAGCAGCAGCGACCGCCACACAGGCCACGCCCACAGGCUCCAGUGCCAUGACGACAUCAAGCAGCCCAUUAAGUGCACUAACAAGCUCAGGCUCCUCCCCCACCUCCAGCACCUCCUCCUCCGUCAACCCCAUGACGUCCCUGGGGGCUCUGCAGUCUCUGGCUGCUGGUGCUGGAGCCGGCCUUAAUGGCUCCCUGGCAGGAAUGGCUGCGCUGAAUGGAAACCUGAGCUCAGGAGGUUUGUCCAACGGCUCCGGUAGCACCAUGGAGGCUCUGAGCCAGGCGUUCGGCAUCCAGCAGUACGCCGCCGCCGCCCUGCCCAGCCUCUACAACCAGAGCCUGUUGUCCCAGCAGAGCAUCUCCGCCGCCGGCAGCCAGAAGGAAGGUCCAGAAGGUGCCAACCUGUUCAUUUACCACCUGCCCCAGGAGUUUGGAGACCAGGACCUGCUCCAGAUGUUCAUGCCCUUUGGAAACGUCAUCUCAGCUAAGGUCUUCAUCGACAAACAACACCUCAGCAAGUGUUUCGGCUUUGUGAGUUACGACAACCCGGUGUCGUCGCAGGCGGCCAUCCAGUCGAUGAACGGCUUCCAGAUCGGCAUGAAGAGGCUGAAGGUGCAGCUGAAGCGUUCAAAGAAUGACAGCAAGCCCUACUGAAGGUGCUGGGGCACUGCAGACUUAGUUAGGAGGGGUGGUCUUAUGAUCUCUUCCUGUUUGCCCUAGCAUGUUGAUGUGGUGUCACAGUCCAUCGUCCAGUCCUUGUCUUCGCUUCUCUGAUGCUUCUGAUUUCACUUAUGACUUUGUGUUUGUUAAUCAAUACCAGGAGGUUUGGGGUUUUUUUGUCGUCUGUGCUGCCGGUCGGGGCAUCGGAAAGACCACCGCCCACGUUUCUUUAGUACUGUUCAACAAAGAGAAUC
Messenger RNA from Sphaeramia orbicularis (orbiculate cardinalfish), 1829 nucleotides. Its product is annotated as CUGBP Elav-like family member 1. Gene Ontology annotation, cellular component: ribonucleoprotein complex. Gene Ontology annotation, molecular function: RNA binding. NCBI's taxonomy places the organism in Eukaryota, Metazoa, Chordata, Actinopteri, Kurtiformes, Apogonidae. The record is from RefSeq and is a predicted model, not a curated record.